This is a messenger RNA of Vanderwaltozyma polyspora DSM 70294, 1332 nucleotides long. RefSeq names its product clathrin-mediated endocytosis regulator UBX3 (gene UBX3). NCBI's taxonomy places the organism in Eukaryota, Fungi, Ascomycota, Saccharomycetes, Saccharomycetales, Saccharomycetaceae. The transcript has a single exon. Gene Ontology annotation, cellular component: endoplasmic reticulum. The record is from RefSeq and is a predicted model, not a curated record. Gene Ontology annotation, molecular function: ubiquitin binding. Bases 1 to 1332 code for a protein of 443 amino acids.
AUGAAUUUAUUUCGUCAAUUAAUUGAAAAUAAUGAGACAAUAGGUUCUCAAAUUCCAGGUUCCUUUAACGAAGAUAUUGCUGCUGGAGGAGCAAGAGCAGGAGGGGCUAAUGAUUCAAAUAGAUUACAAGGUGAGGAUCCUGGAAAUGAUAAUCAACGAAGAAGUUCUUUUAUUGGCAUAUUUGUUAGGAUUCCUAUUGCUAUCCUGUAUUAUUUCUUUAAGAUUCUGAUUGAAUUGGUGACAUUUUUGAAACCAUUGCAUAUUUUGAGUGGAUUUUAUCAGAAGAAACAUAAGAGAUUACUUGAUCGUAAUACCAGCAUGAGUUAUCUAUUGGAAAAGAUUAGUAAUGAGUCGGAGGUUAAUAGACACCCUGUGGCUAGUAAUGUUGAGAACAAUGUUACUUAUAAUUUUGGAUCCAUAUAUAACUUGGAUAAUAAUUCUUCGUUAUCCUCGUUAAUAGUUCAAGAUGGCUAUACAGAAUUAUUAGAAAUGUGUACAGAACAGUGUAAAUUUGCUGUGAUUUAUCUUCAUGAUCAUUUACUGUCGAACAGUACCCAAUAUAUAAAUCAGAUAAUGUGCACUGAACAAUUUAUUUCAACUAUAAAAAAUUACCAAUGCUUAACCUGGUUUGGUGAUGUGACUACUUCCGAAGGUUUACAAGUAGCUAAUGCAUUGAAAGUGAAAGAAUUCCCCUUCUUGGGGGUACUGUCAUUGAAUGGUUCUUCAAAAGUUGAACUUAUCUUCAGAUUAGAAGGUUAUAUUGAAAAUUAUGAUAAUAAUGUGCUAAAUGCUAUAUUAGCCAAGGAAAACCCGAAAUUAAUACAAUUAAGGCAGCAGAAACAGAACUUAGAAUUACAAAGAAUUAUCAGAGAGCAACAAGAUUAUAGAUAUCAGGAAUCUCUGAGACGAGAUCAGGAAGCUGCACUAGCCAGACAACAAAGUUUAGAUAAUGAAGCCAGACAACAAACAAGAGAAGUGCAAAGAAAAAAAUGGUUACUAUGGAGAAAGAAUGAGCUAAGGCCAGAACCAACUACAAAUACAAAUGUAUGUAGGGUAGCAAUAAGAUUGCCAAAUGGUGAUAGAAUUGUCAGAAAGUUUAAUUCUGAUUUGGGAAUUGAAGAAAUAUACGCAUUUGUUGAGUUGUAUCAAAGUGAUUUCCUGGGAAGUUCGCAUGAAACGACUUUGAGUUCUCCACCGGUUGGAUAUGAACAUCAUUAUGGAUUUGCUUUGUGGUCUGCUGCACCUAGAAAAGAACUACAACUCACCACUCGUAUACUAGAAGAGAAUAGUAUUUAUCCAUCCGGUAAUAUUGUUGUAGAAAAUAUAGACUGA